AAGGCCUCUCGGUGCUGCGGGGCCGGGGCGCUGCACGCGGGCCUGGCGCGCCCUGCUCAUCCCUGCCCGCUCCCUCGCCCGCCUGGGGUCCGGGCGGCGCGGGGAGCUGUUUGGGGCCGGGUUGGGGUGGGACCGAGCUCGACGUCCGCGGAGCUCUGGAGGGACAGUUCACAUCCUGGCCGGAGGCUGCCGACUGGGGACCCCCAGGCCGAGUGCUGAGCGCGGGCCCGCAGCCGCGGAGGAGCGAGCGCGGGGAGCGGUUUCGCGCCUUUCCAGUUUGAACGCGUAACUCCUUCAGUGCCGGCGCCAAGGCCUCCGCCCCUCUCUGCCCCGCUCCCUGCAGCCGCUUCUUCCUCCGCGGGGUCCCCCCGGAUGGCGGGUGCGAAGUGGAUUUGAUGGGGCUCCAGCUUCGAGACCCCCAGGGUUCGUCGCCCCUCCCCAGCUCGCACCACUUUUGAGUGCCGGGCCCUGAACUUGACCCCUGGGAGCGCGUUGCCCGCCCCCCGCCCCCGACCUAGUGUUAUCAGGGCCCUUAUGAACUGCGGUCCGUGCAGUUCCCCUGAGGUUUCUAAGGUGCACAGAGGAGGCGCCAGGCUGAGAUCUGCCCCUAAACUCCCGCCCGGGGCCAGCGCCCCCGAUGAGACAGGACCCCAGUCCCAGUACCCACUCCAGGUGGUCCCCAAGACCAGCCUCCUCCUUCCCUCCCAGCCAGGGCUUGGGCAUUCCUCAGGUUGGGGAGGCUGUGACUCCACCUGACGCUUUUUGCCUGGGGGACCCUAGUUUGCUGUGUGUGCCGGGUGAUUAGAACAGGGGACCGAACCAAGGAGAUCCAACCAGUCCAUCCUAAAGGAAAUCAGCCCUGAAUAUUCAUCGGAAGGACUGAUGCUGAAGCUGGAGCACCAGUACUUCAGCCAUGUGAUGUGAACAGCUCACUCAUUGAAAAAGACCCUGAUGCUGGGAAAGAUUGAAAGCUGGAGGAGAAGAGGGCGACAGAGGAUGAGAUGGUUGGAUGGCAUCACUGACUCAACGGACAUGAGUUUGAGCAGACCCCUGGGAGAUAGUGAAGGACAGAGAAGCCUAGUGUGCUGCAGUCCAUGGGGUCUCAAAGAAUCGGACAGGACUUAGCGACUCAACAAAACACAGAGCCUGUGAACCAAGGAGGGGCUGCCCAAGCUGGGGCUUCUCAGUCUGUACCCGGGGCUGCUACCCUCUUGCUGCUGCAAUUCACAGCCUCAUGCACCCAUAAAUCCAUGUUAAACUCUAACAUUGGGAAACCCAAGCAACAGUCAUAUCAAACAAUUCCUGCCUCUGCGCUGUGGUUUACUACUUCACCACAGGCCGGCUCUUCUGGGCCUGGCUGGUCCUCUCGGUGCUACUGCCCGGCUUCUUGGUCCAGGGCCUGAGCUAUCUCUGGUUCCGAGAAGAUGGACGUCAAGGUGGCUGCUUGCUGGUGGUCCUGCACCUCCUCCAGCUCGGCGUGUGGAAGCGGAGUGAGUGCCCUGUGCUCCUGGACCACGCUCUCCUGGGCCCUGGUGUGCUAUGCCCGAUCCCUGCGCUCCGUGAAGCCGGACCACCCCUCUGCACCCUGGAUGGCCCUUGGCUGCCAGCAGCUCUGGAGGAUGGGCAUGGUCGGGGCUCGCGUCCUCAGCCUGGUUCUCUUCUUCUGGGCUUACCGUGUCUGGGUGCUGGUUGUCGCAGGUGCCCACUGGCUGGUGAUGACCUUCUGGCUCGUGGCUCAGCAGAGUGACAUCGUGGACAGCACCUGCCGCUGGAGGCUCUUCAACCUGCUCAUGGGUGCCGUGUUCAUCCUCUGCUACCUCAACCUCUGGGACGGCCCCUCCAGAAACAGGAUGGUCACAUUCUACACGGUGAUGCUGCUCGAAAACAUCAUCCUCGUGCUGCUGGCGACGGACUUUCUCCAGGGGGCCUCGUGGACCAGCCUGGGGGCCUUCGCAGGCGUCUUGUCUGGAUUUCUGAUUGGCAGUGUCUCGCUGGUCCUUUACUACAGCCUGCUGCAUCCGAAAUCCACAGACAUCUGGCGGGGCUGUGUACACACAUCCUGUGGCCCCACAGAGGGUGAUAAAGCAGAAGGAGACUCUUCUCCACAAGCCCUGGGCCCAGCUGGGGAGGGACUGGACAGCCUGGGGCCCUGCCCAGAGGAAACCAGUGAGCUCCCAAGCCUGGAGAAACCCCCGAGCCCACAGUGGGCGCCCCCAGAGGCUGGGCUGGAAAGCCAGACAGCGGGGGAGGCCUCUUUGCUCAGCCGCCACCACUGGCUGCUGGUGAAGCUCGCUCUGAAGACUGGGAACGUGUCAAAGAUCAAUGCAGCCUUUGGAGAAGACGGCCUGGCCCGCUUUUGCUCCCCUGAGUGGGGGUUGAGCGAACACCACAGCGAGGGGAGGACGCCCCCACCCCCGCAGCAGGAGCCCCCUUCAUCACCCCAGGAUCCUCUAACCUCAGAGGAAGGCUUUGAGUUUCCAGUGGUCCCCAAAGCAGAGGCUGACGAGACUUCAAGUUACCUGUCUUUUGACAGCCAGAGUCCUGACCGAGCUCCAGCCCAGCUGCCGUCUUCAGCUGCAGGGCGGGAGAGCGGCUCAGAGGAGGGAUCCCUGGCCGCCCCUGGGGCGAGAGGUGUAGGGGGGCGCCCGGGGGGCGAGGGCGGGCAGGGCGGCUCCACGCUGUACUUCAGCGCCACCGCCGAAGAGGCGCUACCCUCCCCCGGGGAGCUGACGCCCCUCUCCGGGAGGGGGCUGGGGUUGGGCAGCUCCGCCCAGCCAGCCACCGAGCGCUUUCCCCUCAGCGUGGCCGACAUCAGCCCCAUCUUAGGCCCCGGAGGACGCUUGCAGCCCAGCAGCCGGACCUGGGGCGGCGCGGGGCUCCGGGGGCAGCGGGAGUCCCCGCGUCGCCCCGUCGCAGCUGGCACCCAGAGGCCGCUAUCCGAGGUGCACCCGAGACCCGCGGACGCACCCUGCCUCACGUCCACCCCGGUGCACGGCCAGCGCCGGGGGCUGCGGCCGCAGGGCGAGGCUGACGGCCGAGGUUUUCUCCGCUGAGCACGGUCAGUAGGUGACCCACAGGCCGGCCCGUCAGGCUGGUCGCUGGGGUAGGGACUUCCGACACCUCCACCCUUGAGUAUGUCACAGCCCCUCCGGACGUCUGUCCGCUCAGCCUGAAAACGGGGGAACCGGAUUAGAUUUGUUUCUAAGGUCCCCGGCAAGCACCACACGCCACACUUCUCAUAGGAGUCCUUCUCUAACACCGUGAGGGAGUUGACGACGAUAAAGCUUCCUUCCAAUCGCCUGCUUCUGGGUCGCCAUUCCCUCCUCUUGGGGAUCUUCCCUGACCCAGGGAUUGAACCUGACUCUCCUGCAUUGCAGGCAGAUUCCUUACCAUCUGAGCCAUCAGGGAAGCCCCUGACAAACUCUAUGAUUCUUCUGUGGCUUCCCCAGUAAACUCAAGGGUAAAACCUAGAGCCCUAUUUUAUUCGUUAAUAACACUUAAGUGGUUAUUAGUCACUCUUCUUUUAAAUGUAUUUUAGCUGCAUUAUUUUAUGAAAUCCAUUGUAAGCCUCAGGACACCUCGGGCCUCUGUCCCGUAGAAGGAGAGUCAGAGAAAAGCCAGAGCUGGACAGAGUUGAAGUGGUGAAAACAGAUUUUAUUCAGGAGCUGUUGCAAUAGGGGAAGAGGCCUCCUUGUAAAACUAGCUCAACUCUGAACUCAGUGUGGACAAGUGGGGUUUACAGCCGAGGAGCAGGUGGGGCUUAGUGGGUGGAAAAUUAUAAAGAGGAAACAUCGGGGUUAGGGGGCUUCUGGCUAAACCAGUGUAGCAGGAUGCUUGCUGAAGGCAGGCCAGUGAGGUCAGACAUCCUGGGUCGGAGGAUCGGGUGAAUGAGGAACCCGAUCGGGUAUGGAAGAUGAUCAGAUACUGAGGGUGGGGGCUUCUGGCUAAGUUGACUUAGCAGGAUUCAUGCUAAAACUGGACAAAGCAGAGAGGAACAUGGAAGAGGACUUGGCUGAAAAGUUCAGGAUAGCCUGAGCAGGGUUUGGUCAAAGAGAAUCUUUGUCAGGAGGACGCGGAGAACAGCAUCAGUGGCUCCACCCGGGGCUUCUGGCCUUUCCCCUCCACAUCAAAAGCUCAGCAAGAACUGGAUGCUCUGUGUGACCUUGAGAAAGCGGUCACUGGAGGGAGCUUUCUACUCGACUCCUCCUCGUCUGGAUCUCCGUGGUCAGGACGCGCGCACCUUGAGCGUGACGUUUGGAGAUGGCACUGCACAUGUCCUCAGGGGAGGACCACCAGGAGCCACCUGAGCUCGAACCAGCAGGUUCAGGACUCAUCACGGUGACGGGGAAUGAGCGCCACAGGGCAUCUCAGGACGAGUCUGAGGAGGGACCGAGGCUGGGGCCGCGGUGCGGGAAUUGGGAAGGACCUUGGGGAGCAGGUGUCCGCUCUGAUUCGGGUGCAGUUCUGUGACCUGGCCCCUGCACCUGCAGAGGCUAGACCAGACUGGGAAAGAAGCCACGCUUGAAAAGCCGGCCAGCCGUUGCCCCUUUGGGUAGAAGGGGUGGAUCUUGCGGGGCGUGCAGUGAUGUUGCUUUUUCUCUGUCGCCGUCUCCAGGUGGCCUCUUCUGAAGCUGAUAACCUGUGAGACCCUGUGAAUGGCAGAACACAUGGCCCAGCUGGGAGCAUCCAAUGAGCUCCCAGAUUCAGGGGCUGCUCUCUGCUCCCUCGGAAUAUCGGUAGUCCCUGCACAGCUGUUUGUUAGGCUAAGUCUCACAUAUUGGAUAUAUUCUGUUGAUGUUCCUGCUUCAGUGAGUGGCCGUCAUCCAGAACCUUGAAAGUACAGGCUGCCCCCGGAUAUUUGCUUGAGGACAUUUAUCUCAUAUCUGCUGUCGCACCUGCUUUUCUUGUUUCUUUAAGCCUACCUCACUCCCUUCUCCCUUGAAGCUGCAUAGGAAGCAAUGCAAGGACUUGCAGAAUCGGCUGCUACCGACUGCCCGCAUGUCCCACACAAAGGAGGGAAAGCGGGCUCUCCAGAAGCUGAGGAAAUCAGGGUUGGUCUCCACGAAUGUUUCUCUGAUGGUUCGCUCCUUGGGACAGGCUGUUUUCUUCAGCUGUUUGCCUGGUGAGGCCUGGCUGACAGACAGCUUACAGCAAGCAGAGAACACCCCUAUGUGGAAUUAAAUUCUAGAUUUUUCUGAAA
Molecule: messenger RNA, 5200 nt
Organism: Bubalus bubalis (water buffalo)
Lineage: Eukaryota; Metazoa; Chordata; Mammalia; Artiodactyla; Bovidae
Gene: XKR5
Product: XK related 5
Exons: 6
Coding region: 1425-3053 (542 amino acids)
Biological process (GO): engulfment of apoptotic cell; apoptotic process involved in development; phosphatidylserine exposure on apoptotic cell surface
Cellular component (GO): plasma membrane
Source: RefSeq, a predicted model, not a curated record